Drosophila subobscura is the source of this 1158-nucleotide messenger RNA. It is a transcript of the gene Or82a, whose product is annotated as odorant receptor 82a. Gene Ontology annotation, molecular function: olfactory receptor activity; odorant binding. Gene Ontology annotation, biological process: detection of chemical stimulus involved in sensory perception of smell; sensory perception of smell. The record is from RefSeq and is a predicted model, not a curated record. The transcript has 6 exons. NCBI's taxonomy places the organism in Eukaryota, Metazoa, Arthropoda, Insecta, Diptera, Drosophilidae. Bases 1 to 1158 code for a protein of 385 amino acids. Gene Ontology annotation, cellular component: plasma membrane.
AUGGCUCAUACGAGAAUAUUUAAACUGCAGGAAUACUGCCUGAGAGCGAUGGGGCACAGCCAGGAGCCGGAUGGCUCCGUCGGUGGGGCUUUGAGCCUGAAGCACGUUGCGUCGCUGCUGUUUGCAGCAUCAGCGCAGUACCCCCUGAUCCACAAUGUGGUGUACCACCGCAACGACAUGGAGCUGGCCACGGCGGGGCUGAGUGUGCUCCUCACCAAUCUGCUGACCCUCUUCAAGAUAGCAACUUUCCUCGUGUACAAGCAGGACUUUUGGCGGAUGAUCCGGAGCUUCAGGCGAAUGCACCAGCAAUCGAGUGAGCGGAAUACUGGAGACGGUCGCGGAUACGUGGCCGAGGCAAACAAGGUUGCCUCCCUGCUGGGCCGCGCAUACUGCUUCUCCUGCGCCGCCACAGGACUCUAUUUCAUGGUGUCGCCCAUUCUGAAGAUUAUUGCCAACAGCUGGCUUGGCACAACGUAUGUAAGGGAGCUGCCAAUGCCCUUGAGGCUCCCAUUCAACUAUGUGGAUAGUCCCGGAUACGAAAUCGGAUUCGUGUACAUUCUGCUCGUAACCAUCGUCGUUGUGACCUACGCCUCGGCCGUCGAUGGCCUGUUCAUCUCGUUCGCCAUUAAUCUGCGAGCCCACUUCCAGACCUUGCAACGCGACAUAAAAGACACGGACUUUGCUCUGCCCGAACAGGAGAUGCAGGAGGCCCUGACUGACGUGGUGGACUACCAUGUGCGGCUGUUGGCCCUCUCCAAGCGGCUACGCGUGAUGUACAUGCCAAUUGUGUUUGGGCAGUUCUUCAUAACCUCGCUGCAGGUCGGCGUAAUCAUAUACCAGCUGGUGACGAACAUGGACUCGGUUAUGGCCCUCCUGGUGUACCUGUCAUUUUUGGGCUCCAUCAUGCUGCAACUAUUCAUAUAUUGCUAUGGCGGAGAAAUCAUAAAAGUAGAGAGUCAUCGGGUCGAUGUUGCCGUCCAACUCUCCAAUUGGUAUCAGGCCGGCCCGAAGCAACGGAGAUCCUUGGCAUUCAUCAUACAGCGAGCCCAGCGGGAUUUGCUCAUCAAGGCUGGCUUCUACGAGGCUUCUCUGGGGAACUUCCUUGCGAUAUGUCGGGCUGCCUUAUCGUUUAUAACUCUGAUUAAAUCGAUUGAGUAA